Dovyalis caffra is the source of this 1662-nucleotide messenger RNA. The record is from the annotation of a GenBank genome assembly. Lineage: Eukaryota; Viridiplantae; Streptophyta; Magnoliopsida; Malpighiales; Salicaceae.
AUGUUGAUUGAAUUUCAGUCACUUCUCUUGCAACUAUCGAAAACCCAUCAAACACUAUCAAGAACCAAACAAUUACAUGCUUUACUAACCAAAACCCACCUCUUACAAGACCCAUUUUAUGCAACAAAACUUGUAAGAUUCUAUGCUAUUAACAGUGACCUUUCCUCCGCUCGUAACCUGUUUGAUAGAACUCCUCAACGCAGUGUUUUCUUAUGGAAUUCCAUCAUCAGAGCUUAUGCACAGGCUCAUAGGUUUGAUGAUGCGUUUUUUCUGUAUGAAAAGAUGAUUGGAACUGAUGUAAGACCAGAUAAUUAUACUUAUGCUUGUCUCCUACGUGCGUGCUUUGAAAAUUUUUAUGUGGAUGGAUUGCGAAUUGUUCAUGGAGGCGUAAUAGUUUCCGGGUUGGGAUUGAAUUCUGUUACUUGCAGUGCACUAGUUACAGGUUACUCAAAAAUGGGUCUUGUUGGUGAAGCAAGCAAGGUGUUUUGUGGGGUUUUUGAGCCAGAUUUGGUUCUGUGGAAUGCUAUGAUUUCUGGUUGUGGUUAUUGUGGAUUUUGUGAUAAAGGGUUGCUAUUUUUUAAUGAAAUGAGAUACAAUGGGAAGCUGAAGCCUGAUGGUUAUACCUUUGUUGGGUUAAUCGUGGGUUUAGCGGAUUCUUGCUCGCUUCAAGUUGGCCAGGGAAUCCAUGGGUUAUGCUUAAAAAGUGGUUUUGAUUGUGAUGAUCAUGUAGGCAGUUCACUAGUCAGCAUGUAUUCGAGAUUUAGGUGCAUGAAUUUGGCGUAUGGUGUAUUUAGAAGUUUAUAUCAGCCUGAUUUAGUAACAUGGUCUGCUUUGAUAACUGGAUUUUCUCAGUCUGGAGAAUGUGAGAAGGCAUUGCUUUUCUACAAGAAUCUGAAUUUGGACGGUAAAAAGCCAGAUUGUAUUUUGAUUGCUAGUGUAUUGGUGGCAACUGCUCAACUGGCAAAUGUAGGUCCUGGUAAUCAGAUACAUGGUUAUGUAGUUCGACUUGGAUUUGAAUCAAAUGUCAUGGUUUCUUCUGCUCUUAUAGACAUGUAUUCAAAGUGUGGUUUCGUGGGAUUAGGCCUUUGUGUCUUUGAGAAUAUGCCAAACAGGAAUAUUGUUUCAUACAAUUCUAUAAUCUCAGGUCUUGGUUUGCAUGGACUUGCUUCCCAAGCUUUUGACAUGUUUACAGAGAUACUAGAGAAAGGAUUGAAACCUGAUGAGUCUACUUUCUCUGCUCUCCUUUGUGCUUGCUGCCACGCUGGCCUUGUUAAAGAUGGAAGGGAAAUUUUCAGGAGGAUGAAAGAUGACUUUUGCGUCCAAGCUAGAGCUGAGCAUUAUGUUCACAUUGUAAAGCUACUUGGGAUGGCAGGGGAGCUGGAUGAGGCAUAUAAUUUUAUCUUGUCCUUGAAGCAACCAGUAGAUUCUGGCAUUUGGGGAGCAUUGUUGUCAUGCUGUGAUGCUCAGGGGGAUUCUGAGUUGGCCGAAAUUGUAGCCCAGCAGCUUUUCGACAGUAAGCCCAAAAAAGGUGCUUACAGAGUCAUGCUUUCUAACAUAUAUGCUGGCGAUCGGAGAUGGGAUGAUGUUGAGAAGAUGAGAGAUGAUAUAACCAUUGCUGGAACAGAGAAAAUGCCUGGUCUUAGUUGGAUUGGAGGUUAUUGA